AUGGAGGGACUCGGCGAUGAAUCAACCCUUCUGCUUGCUACUACAUUUGCCUCACUGAACCUGGAGAAUGUCAUUUUUAUUUGUACUGUUGCCAUGUUGACUGUGACUUCAUUCUUCUACUGCUUACCCGAAGAAAACCAUUCGGUUACAUACUUGGCAGAGGACCCGAUCGAAAAACGUACAAGCGUUGAGGUUAUGUGGUCGAAGGGGCAAAAAAUACCUAAAAUUCCUAGUGCAAUAUUGCACCUGGAGGAGAGGGUAAGUUCCAAGAAAAAAGCCAGUUUUGAAGACUACACGCCUUUUGUAGUAUCUUUUGGACCUUACUACCAUGGCAAACACGAGCUUGAUCAAGCGGAGUCUAUUAAGCACCAAAUUUUUGAUAUUUUUGUUUCCGAAAGUCAGGAAUCUAAAGAUUUCUUCCUCGAAAUGUUUGAGGUAGUGGGUAAGGAAGUGAGAAGUUUGUAUUUGUGGGAAUAUACUGCAGGUUAUAGUGACAAAGAAUUGGCUGAAAUGAUGCUCCUCGAUGCUUGUUUCAUCAUCGCUGUAUAUUCCAAUGUUGCAUCUAAUCUGUCUCAGUAUGUUAUUAAACUUCUUGGCAAUGUAAUGUUCACUUUGGCUCAGCGCGAUGUACUUUUGCUUGAGAAUCAAAUCCCUUUUGAGCUUGUCAAGAAGCUAUUAAUUUCAGGACGUAGCAUGGCUUAUGCCAACUAUUGGAUUCGCUUUUUUAUAUGCAAGGCAAUAAAUGUGAAUUUCGAUAUGAUUACAGGAGACAUUCAUGAUGAUGCAGAUCAACCACCUUUUCUUCUUGAAGCUCUCCGGAGAGCAGUUAUUUCCGGACACUGGAGCAAAGUUUUCCUAAUCACGAUUAACAAACACCAUGCCGAGCUAAGUUAUCCAAACCGUAUGGAGGACGAUGAUACUUGUUCUCCUAUUAUUGAUCAUAAAAUCGAACUAGGCAACCAAGUUAAGAAAUAUAGCUAUUCCUUUCAUUCAGUCAUAGAUCUCAAGGCGAAGGGCAUCUCUUUCAGGCCUAGCCAUAGUGACUUAUUGGGUGAUAUCAAAUUCACUUCAUUUUGCUUCCACGGCAGGCUUGAAUUGCCAACUUUCGUUGCUUCAAUCAAGUCACGGGUUUGGUUAAAGAACGCGAUAGCUUAUGAAUUGUGCCCAGACUCAAAUACUCAAUUACAAUUGACAUCUUAUAUAAAAUUUAUGAAAUCAAUCAUCAGUGAUUCAAAAGAUGUGCAGGAACUUCGAGACCAACGAAUACUAAUCAACCAACUCAACAAUGAUGAUGAAGUGGUAGAAUUAUUCAAGGAGAUCAACAUUUGCAGUUUGGACGACGAUCUGUUUGAUUUCAAGGUCAAAGAACAAAUCCAGAAGCACUAUAAUAGUAAGGCCAAGACAUGGAUGGCUGAACUAAUUGGCACUCACUUUUAG
Molecule: messenger RNA, 1437 nt
Organism: Nicotiana tabacum (common tobacco)
Lineage: Eukaryota; Viridiplantae; Streptophyta; Magnoliopsida; Solanales; Solanaceae
Product: UPF0481 protein At3g47200-like
Source: RefSeq, a predicted model, not a curated record